AUGGUCCGCAUCAGAAAGAAGACGAGUAACAGGACCAAGACCCAUGAGCGGCGCAAGCUGCACAACAAGCUAAGGGAGGGGAAGAAGAAGAAGGCGAAGGCGGCGAAGAAGGAUGUGACCUGGAAGUCUAAGCAUAAGAAGGACCCAGGUAUCCCGAACAACUACCCCUUCAAGGAUCAGCUGUUGGCGGAAGUUGCGGAGCAGAGGCGGAUAAAGGCCGCGAAGAAGGCGGUUGACGCAGAGGCUGCUGAGCAGGACGCUGCCGCCGAGCUCUCAGAUGACGGCGACUUUGAUGGCGUGGCGAGCAUCAGCGCGAAGAAGCUCAACGUCGCUACGGUCUCUCUGAAGGAUGCGCGGCGCGCUGCUGCUGCCGCGGAGGUGGAGGACGAGGACGAGGAGGACGCGCCGAUGCUGAUGGACCCCGACUUGCCGAAUCUGCGCGCGGUAUUGGAUAAGGCGGACGUGGUGAUCGAGGUGCUGGACGCGCGGGACCCGCAGACGUUCAGGAGCGCGGAGCUGGAGAACUACGUGAGCGGGGCGGGCAAGAAGACCAUGUUCGUGAUGAACAAAAUCGACCUCUGCCCUCGCGAGGCCGUCUCUGCGUGGUACUUGCAUCUCAGUGCGGACAGACCGACCUUCCUCUUCCGCUCAUCCUCAGCAUGCUUGCCGCCCCCUCCCGUUCCUGAUGCGAAGGGGAAGGGGAAGGCCCCGUCGAACGAUGCCAUUGGCGCUGGACCCAUCCUUGAGCAGCUGCAGAAGUGGGCAGCUGAGAAGCAGGGCGACGAGUCUCUUACUGUGGCUGUCGUCGGUGUUACGAACUCUGGCAAGAGCUCCCUCGUCAACUCUCUCCUGAAGAAGCCCGCUUUACCCAUAUACACCCUCGCCACCUCGUCCCGCGGACCCACCACAACUGAGGUCCCGCACGAAGUGUCGCUCAGCGACAAGGUCACCAUCAUUGAUACCCCUGGCCUUUCCUGGGUGCCCCUCCCUCCAGAUGAUGAGGCAGCGAACGUCGUGCGCGCCCGCGAUAUCUUGAUGCGCAACAAGGGGCGCAUCGACCGGUUGAAGGACCCGGAGCCGGCUGUGGACCACUUCGUGUCUCGUGCGACGACGGAGGACUUGAUGCUCCUUUAUAACCUCCCGGCGUUCAUGAAGGAGGACAGCACGGCAUUCCUCACCGGUGUCGCUCGCGCGAAGCAGCUCAUCAAGAAGCACGGCGCCGUCGACCUCACCAACGCCUCCCGCGUCGUCCUCCGCGACUGGAGCAUCGGCAGGAUAAAGUGGUACACGCCGGGACCUGCGUCUACCGCCUUACUCUCCGAAGCCGUUGAGGCCAUCCUCUCGCGUUUGCCCACGCGCAAGGAGCUCCGCCGCGCAGGCGGCCUCGUCAAGCUUACGCCUGGCUCAAUCGAUGAGCGCGCUGUCGAGCUCGACGCUCCGUGGGUACGGGGCGCGGAGCCGAGACCGGGGGCGGAUAGUGAUGAUGAUGAUGAGGACGAGGAUGUGGAUAUGGAGGGUGAGGAGGAGGCCGACGACGACGAUAGCGAGGAGGAGGAAGACGAUGAAGAUGAGGAAGACGAAGAGGACGAGGACGAGGACGAGGACGACGAAGAUGAGGAGCUUCCCUCCCCGCCACCCUCAAAACGCAAGCGCGGCGCGGCGAAUGACAAGUCCUUGCCGCCGCCUCCCGCGAAGAAGGUCGCGUUCGCUGCGAAGGCGAAGGUGUCGGUAAAGUCAACUCCGACGGCGGCGGUGCCGGCGAAGUCGGUGCUGAAGGCGACGAAGGAGGUUACGGUCAAGGCGACUAAGGAGGCCAAGGGCGCAAAGGAGACGAAGUCUAACCCCGCGAAGGAGAACCCCGCGAAGGAGGCCAAGACCCCGAAGCCCAAAAAGUUUGAGAAGCCAGCAAAAGCGCCCAAGGUCGCGAACGUCGGGAAGAAGGCAGCGGCCAAGCCGGCAGAGGGCGAGUAUGACUUCUCGAGCUUCUUCUGAGGGGAUCCUCCAGUCGAUUUGCUGGGUAUAUAUGUUGUUGUAUGUGCGAUUUGUACUCCCAUCUAAUUACCUGGACGCUGUGCACAAUGCGCUCUGCCGGUACACAUAGGCAUGCUUUUGGGUUCACUUCGCAGUGACUCACGCCCUGCUCUGGAUCUCCUGAAUAAAGACGUGAUCGAGCACCGACCCAAG
Messenger RNA from Schizophyllum commune H4-8, 2184 nucleotides. RefSeq names its product P-loop containing nucleoside triphosphate hydrolase protein. NCBI's taxonomy places the organism in Eukaryota, Fungi, Basidiomycota, Agaricomycetes, Agaricales, Schizophyllaceae. Gene Ontology annotation, molecular function: GTP binding. Bases 1 to 1992 code for a protein of 663 amino acids. The record is from RefSeq and is a predicted model, not a curated record. Gene Ontology annotation, cellular component: nucleolus. The transcript has 8 exons.